Molecule: messenger RNA, 2502 nt
Organism: Cyprinodon tularosa
Lineage: Eukaryota; Metazoa; Chordata; Actinopteri; Cyprinodontiformes; Cyprinodontidae
Gene: rabggta
Product: Rab geranylgeranyltransferase subunit alpha
Exons: 17
Coding region: 182-1924 (580 amino acids)
Biological process (GO): protein geranylgeranylation
Cellular component (GO): Rab-protein geranylgeranyltransferase complex; cytoplasm
Molecular function (GO): Rab geranylgeranyltransferase activity; protein binding; zinc ion binding
Source: RefSeq, a predicted model, not a curated record
AUUAAACGUCGCAUGUGACACAAUCAUUUGGAGCCGGAAGAAGAGAAAUUGUAGUUGUAGGAACCCCUGACAUGACAAAUCAUAUUGCAGAGUGAUUGAAGACAUCGUUGGCCUUCAAAGCGAGCCGGUCUGAUCCUGUUUCUCUCUGUAAUCUAAAGGAGGUUCCACAACAUCAGCAGCAAUGCAUGGCCGUGUGAAGGUUAAAACCACGGCGCAGCAGGAGGAGGAGAAGAGGAAGGAGCGUGAGAAGAAGCUGCAGAUCUAUGUUGCUGCUCGUGACGCCUGCUUCACCAAGAGGAAGGAUGGCGUUUUUGAUGACGAGGCUCUGCAGCUGACCCAGCAGCUCCUUUCUUCAAACCCUGACUUUGCAACCCUCUGGAACUACCGCCGUGAAAUCCUGAUGCACCUGGAAACUGUCAGAAACCAGGACGAGGUGCAGAAGAUUUACGAGGCUGAGUUGUCGUUUCUGGAGUCCUGCCUGAAAGUGAACCCAAAGUCUUAUGGCAGCUGGCACCACCGCGGCUGGGUCUCAGCCCGCCUGCCUCGCCCGGACUGGGCCAGAGAGCUGAGCCUCUGCGAUCGCUGCUUAAGCCUUGACGACCGCAACUUCCACUGCUGGGAUUACCGGCGGAUGGUCGUGAAGAUGUCCGGCGUUCCCGUGAAGCAGGAGUUAGAUUUCACCGAUCGCCUCAUCGGCUCCAACUUUUCCAACUACUCCAGCUGGCACUACCGCAGCACCCUGCUCCCACUGCUCCACCCGCAGGCCCCAGAGACACCCUCCCAGUGUGGUAACCCUCCCCCCUCCGCCUCCCCCCAGACUCACUUCCACCGGGUGUGUGAAGAGCAGCUGCUUAAAGAAUAUGAGCUGGUUCAGAACGCUUUCUUCACCGACCCGAAUGACCAGAGUGCUUGGUUCUAUUACCGCUGGCUCUUAGGCAGAGCGGAGCGAGAUGAGAUGAUAAGCUGCGUGUACGUGAGUCGGGAGGAGGAGAGAGUCGCCGUCGCCUUCUCCAGGCCCGUCAAUGCGCAGUCGGUGGGGCUCCUGCUGAUCCUGGAUGGUCAGCCUCAGAGGGUGGAGUGGCAGAGCGUCCACCCACACUUCAAAAACAGCCCCGUCUGGAUCUGCAGCCUGCCUCCAGGAACAAUCAGCGACGUCGCCAACGAACACAAUCUGACGGUGCACUGGACGGAGAAGCACAGCCACAGGGACUGCGCCCUGUACACAGGUCGGAGUGAGAGCUGGUGUCGGGACACAGCUACAGACCUCGAACUGUUCAGGAGUGAACUCUCCGUAGAGAAGACCUCGGUGUUGCAGUCGGAGCUGCAAUCCGUCAGGCAGCUACAAGAACUGGAGCCUCUUAAUAAAUGGUGCUUGUUAACCAUUAUCCUCCUGAUGAGGGCACUAGACCCUCUCGGCUACGAGAAGGAGACCCUUGCUCAUUUCCAGACACUCAAAGACGUGGACUCCAUGCGCUCGGCGUAUUACAGUGACCUGUGCAGCAAGUUCAUGAUUGAAAACACCAUCCUGAAAAUGGAGUACGCCGAAGUGCGAGUCUUCAGUAUUUCUGACAGGAAGCUGACCACAUUAUGCCACCUGGACCAGCUGUUAUUAGUUACUCACAUCAAUUUGUCGUCCAAUCAGCUGCAGCAGCUGCCUCCUCAGUUUGCUAUGUUGCAGUGCCUUGAGGUUCUGGAGGCUGAUAACAACUCAAUAGAGAACCUGGAGGGAGUUUAUCACCUUCCCAAACUGGAGGAAGUCUCCUUGAAGAACAACAAGAUCUCCACGCUGGCCGAUCUUCAGCCUCUGGCAUCCUGCCCCAAGCUGAAGCGCCUUGAUCUCCGUGGAAACCCCAUCACUCAGACGGCCAACGCCGAGUCGGAGUUGGCCGGGCUGCUGCCCUCCGUCACGGACCUCCUGCUCUGAUCCGGUGGCCGUCCCGUGGUUCGCUCGUCUGUCCUUGUUCCGUAGCAGAAUGAAAAGCCGUCUUCUCUCUUUUUUUCUGAUAUCUUGAAGUGUGUCGUGCCUCUGUUUGUUGGGAGACUGUCAGUCAGACGCUCUGACAGCCUGAUGGUUCACAGCAUUCAUCACACACCUGUCUACGUUAAACUGUGUGACUGUGGGGAGGCGGAUGCACGUUAACACAUGAUGCAUUUCUUGCUUCGUGUGCUUGUGAGGACGUCUGGUUCCUAAUGCAUGCAGAGAAGGCGUGAAGUGGACACAGACUGGCGUGCAGCAAUGCUGGUUCAUACAGGCUGAUCAGCAUCAUGUCGUUGUCAUUAUUUCUAAAGGUGAUCUAAAAACAUUCAAUGACAAAAUACUGUUGCACAGUAGAUUCAAUAAAUCACAGCACACAUUGUGUCACUGCCUUCUGCUCAGCUUUUUGUUUGUGAUCUUCUUGUUUUUCAAUAAUUUUCUGGAUGCAUCUUAAUUUCUGUUGUUUUUCUUUUUUCAUUUUGGCCAAAGAAUAAUAAACUGAUCUGAGACUCCCUCAAUACCUUUAA